UAAAAAUAGAGAGGAAAAGGGAAAGGCUUUGAGCAAUUCCUUUCUUCCAAUGCAUCCAAAGCACCACUACCACUACUAAUCCUCCUCAAGCCGUAAAACCUUUAGUAGUUAGCUUUCAGAGAGAUCUUUGCUUUUGCGUUGAGAAAGGAAGCAUAAAAAGCUUUGCUUUCUCAUUCGUCAAAUUCGAUUACGCAACCUCAGCGAUGCGCGAAGUAGAAACACCAUCACCACAAUUCUCCGCCAUGUUUCAGAAACUAGCGAUGGCCGUCAAAGCCAAGACCUACGAGUUCUUCACCGAAGACGACGACGACGAGGGUGGUUUCUCCUCCACCGAAGACUUCAUCCCCGAUCAGAAAGUCGUCGUCCUCAAACCCGACUCCAAGUCCGAGACUUUACUCAAACCCAGCCACCCUCGGGUCAGGAGACUCGAUACCCAGAUCGGAUUCAACCUGAUCUCUUCCGUCUUCGCCACCGUCUCCUCUUUCGAAGCUUCCUAUCUCCAGCUGCAAGCCGCGCACGCGCCGUUCCUCGAGGAGAGCGUGAAGGCCGCCGAUCGAGCUCUGGUCUCUAACCUCCAGAAACUCUCCGAUCUCAAGCGGUUUUAUCGAAACCAUCGCCAAAGUUUGGAUCUUGGCGGCUCUGAUUUAGCGGUUGGGUCUCCCUUGGAAUCUAGGGUUCAGGAGAAUCAGAGCAAGCUCAGAGCUUUGGGGACUGUUUCUAAUCGGUUACAAGGCGAGAUGGACGGUAAGGAUUCAAAGGUUUUGACUCUGAGGAGCAAGCUGAGCGAGAUUCAAAAGUCUAACUCGAAGCUGUCCAAGAGAUUGUCCGCGUUGGAGAGUGGUGGUGGUGUUGUGUUGUCGGUUAGGGUUUACGAGUCUAUGCUGCGCGAUGCGUUUAGAGACGUGAAGGGGUUUACUAGGGUUUUGAUUGGGUUGAUGGAGAAGGCCGGGUGGGAUUUGGAUUUGGCUGCUGGUUAUGUUCAUCCCGAGGUGGUGGAGUACGCUAAGAAGGGGCAUAGUAGGUAUGCUUUGUUGUCUUAUGUUUGCUUGGGGAUGUUUCGCGGUUUCGAUGGAGAAGGGUUUGAUCUUGACGAUGGAGAAGAAGAAUGCGAGAGUUCUUCUUCUUCUCCGUUGAGGGAGUUGAUGCAGCAUGUGUCUAGCAAUCCCAUGGAGCUUCUCGAGAGAGAUAAAGAGUGUGGAUUCUCCAGGUUUUGCGAUAAGAAGUACCACGAGCUUAUUCAUCCCAACAUGGAGUCUUCUAUAUUCAGCAAUAUGGACCAACAGACAGAAGCUGUGUUGAGUUCUUGGAGAUCUUUGAGUACUUUUUACGAGUCUUUUGUCGCGAUGGCUAGUUCGAUCUGGACGCUUCAUAAGCUGGCAUUGUCCUUUGAUCCUGCAGUUGAGAUUUUCCAAGUUGAAACCGGGGUUGAUUUUUCGAUUGUUUUCAUGGAGAAUGUGUUGAGAAGAAGAGAUGAUAAGAAGCUGUCGAUGAAUCCUCCUACUCGAGCCAAAGUUGGAUUCACGGUGGUUCCUGGGUUUAAAGUUGGCUGCACGGUGAUCCAGUCUCAAGUUUACCUUGCCGGCUUCAAAUGUAAAUGAAAGAGACCAAAACCAAUGGACUUGGCAGCUAAAAAGGAUAUAAGGUUUAAUUUUUCUUUUUUACGUUCUUACUUUUGUGAUUAACUGUGUUCUCUAAGUCUGGUUUGAGUUCUUGAUUUCGUUUAAUUGUAUAGAAAGCUGUGAUUACUAAGUUUGGAUUGCAAAAAGAAAAAGUAUUUCGUUA
Raphanus sativus (radish) is the source of this 1782-nucleotide messenger RNA. Its product is annotated as protein GRAVITROPIC IN THE LIGHT 1. The transcript has a single exon. Lineage: Eukaryota; Viridiplantae; Streptophyta; Magnoliopsida; Brassicales; Brassicaceae. Gene Ontology annotation, biological process: response to red or far red light; negative gravitropism. The coding region runs from base 204 to 1598 and encodes 464 amino acids. The record is from RefSeq and is a predicted model, not a curated record.